Messenger RNA from Aspergillus fijiensis CBS 313.89, 1749 nucleotides. RefSeq names its product putative triacylglycerol lipase. The coding region runs from base 1 to 1614 and encodes 537 amino acids. The record is from RefSeq and is a predicted model, not a curated record. NCBI's taxonomy places the organism in Eukaryota, Fungi, Ascomycota, Eurotiomycetes, Eurotiales, Aspergillaceae. The transcript has 3 exons.
AUGAGACUGAUUUUCCAAACACUGGUCAUCUGCCUCAUCAUUCAUGUGGAAUGCUUCCAAAAUGUGACGGUUAACCUUGGCUAUUCGCAAUAUCGAGGACAGGCCAUCUCCAAUGGCAUUGUGCAAUGGUUGGGAAUUCGCUAUGCUGCUCCUCCUGUAGGAUCCUUGCGAUUUGCUGCGCCCCAAGAUCCAGAAACGGCGGAAGGAGUUCAGACUGCCUUUCAGCAUGGUCCCUUGUGUAUACCCACCGAUCAGUACCCCAUCCCAACUGGGGCAUCUGAAGACUGUCUGUUCCUUGAUGUGUACGCUCCGAAUUGGGCAAGGAAUGCAUCAAAGCUGCCGGUCUUUGUGUUUAUCCAAGGCGGAGGCUUUAAUGCAGACUCGAAUGCCAACUUCAACGGGACUGGGCUGAUUCAGGCGUCCAGAACUGGUAUCGUGGUGGUUAACUUCAACUAUCGAGUCGGUCCUUACGGGUUCCUCUCGGGGUCUGAGGUCCUGAAAGGUGGAAGUUCGAACAACGGGCUCAAAGAUCAGAUUAAAGUCUUGCAGUGGGUUCAGACGCAUAUAACAAAAUUUGGCGGUGAUCCUGAACAUGUGGUCAUUGGAGGGGACAGUGCAGGAGCAGCCUCGGUCACUCUUCUCCUCUCGGCCUACGCUGGGGAGAAUCGAGGUCUUUUCCAUGCCGCUGCUGCGGAAUCGCAAAGCUUUGCCACCAUGCUGACUGCAACCGAAGCUCAAUUUGCGUAUAACAACCUCGUGAUUCGCACUGGCUGUGCAAGCGAAGACGACACUCUAUCGUGUCUGCGCAAUUUGGAUGCAGGGACCUUACAGCGGCAAAACAUCGGCACCCCCCUUCCUGACGCACAGAAGCCGCCCCUCUACUUUUAUGCGCCUACCAUUGAUGGCGACCUAGUCCCUGACUACACAUACCGGUUAUUCUCCCUAGGGAAAUUUAUCAAAGUCCCUGUUAUAUUUGGCGAUGUGACCAAUGAAGGCACAACAUUUGUCCCGAAGAGUAUAUCCAGUGUGGGCGAGGCCGACACAUUCAUCCAGAGUCAAUUCCCAGCAUUCCAACUAGACCAGCUCGCCAUAGUCAAUCACUUGUACCUCAAUGAGAACCAGACUAUGUCGUUUCCUGAUGCUGGUGUAUAUUGGCGGCCGACCAGCAACGCAUAUGGCGAACUCCGCUACAAUUGUCCCGGUAUCGCCAUGUCAACGGCGUUCUCAGAAGCCGGGGUGAAAAGCUGGAAUUAUCACUAUGCAGUCCAAGACCCGAGCUCUGAAUCCUCCGGGGAAGGUGUUUACCAUGUCGUAGAAUUGAAUGCCAUCUGGGGUCCGCAGUAUGUGACUGGAACACCACCCGCGUCCUACUUCACCUCAAAUGCGCCUAUCAUCCCCGUCAUGCAGGGGUACUGGACUAGCUUCAUCAAGGCCUUCGAUCCGAAUCCCUAUCGCUAUCCUGGUAGUCCAGAAUGGGAGACCUGGAGUGGUAAUGGCAACAGCGACCGUCGGCUCUUCAUUAGGACGGGAGACACCAAGAUGGAAACGGUGCCGCUAGAUCAGAAGGCGAGAUGCGACUACCUAAUCAGUAUUGGGAUUGCCUUGCAACAGUGAAUCCUUCUCGAUACUCAUGCAACGUCGGUUCUUUGGACGAGUUUACUUUGUUUUCUCUACGCAUGUACAUAUCUGCAUCCCUCCUGAUCUUGAACCGUGGGCCAACAUACGUAUAGCCGUGGUCUACUAGAGCAC